This is a messenger RNA of Sarcophilus harrisii (Tasmanian devil), 3885 nucleotides long. RefSeq names its product protocadherin beta-2-like. The transcript has a single exon. Gene Ontology annotation, molecular function: calcium ion binding. The record is from RefSeq and is a predicted model, not a curated record. NCBI's taxonomy places the organism in Eukaryota, Metazoa, Chordata, Mammalia, Dasyuromorphia, Dasyuridae. Bases 1060 to 3453 code for a protein of 797 amino acids. Gene Ontology annotation, cellular component: plasma membrane. Gene Ontology annotation, biological process: homophilic cell-cell adhesion.
UCUUUCACUUCCUCUCUUUUCCCCUUCCUUCUUUUCUUUCUUACAACAAGAGUCAUUCUUUCACAUAGGAGCAAAGGACCAUCAGUCAAAUUGUUUCUUCUCUUCUAAACUGAUGUAACUCAAAAAAAUUUUUCAUUCUCUCCUGAUGCCCCUGCUCAGUCCAAAGGAAACUUUCCAAGAAAUUUGUUUUCUAAAAAAAAAAAACCACACAAUUCUGAGCUCAGACCACUAUAGUCUUCCUUUUGAGGAUAAUCAUGUCAAUCAUAAAAUAAUCAGGUAGCAUUAGUAUCCAAAAUUUACUAGGAAAGCGUCCCUUGGGUCACAAGUCCUUACAAAUUUUCAGUUGUGUAGAACGGCUUUUAAGAACAUAGUUGUUUUAAGAUUAAAAGCUUCUUAGAAUCUCUUUUUAGCCUUAUGGGCUCACAUACUUGAGGAAAACAGAAAACAUUAGCUGCUUUUAAAAAGAAUUCCGUUUCUUUCUCCAACCCAAGCUUGGCUAUUUAUUCCUCUCUUUACCCUGGUUCUCUAAAGGAUUUCUACCCUAAAAAUCGUAGAAUGGGCCUAUGAAACAGCCUAUUGAUUGCUAGAAAGAUUAGAGAGGAUUGCAUCAUUGACUAAAGACUGAGCUCCUUUUAAACGAAUUUAAAAUAACACAUAUCUCAAUAUUUUGAAGUGAAGUUGUGAAUGUUUACAGCAUUGAUCCAGAUCACCCUGUAGAAGAGAUAUUAUAAACUCUGUCAAUUUCCAAGUGGAAUUCAAGAUAAGCUGUCCCUUAAAAGAUAUUCAGUACUUGAAAAAUUAGCAGAAUUAAGAGAAGCAUAAUAAAACAAGCCGCAUGGUGGCGCUGGAAACUAAGAAGACCAAAGGAUCUGCUGGCACGUCAAUACAGACAAAGAUUGUUGGGAAGGAGAAAGGAAAUUUUGUUAGCUGGAACUGAGGGAAAAGACCGUGUUUUGUAUAUACUGAGAUUUCUAAGGAACGGAAGACAAUUAUAUCCUCUGGUGACCAUUUUCGGUUGAGCUGCUCUACCCAGCUUGAAAGGAGGGGGCCAAAGGAAUAAUGGAGCAGGAAUGGUCAAUGAUUCUACAACAAAGGCAAGUUCUUUUUUUCUUUGUUCUACUCUGUGUCGCUGGAGCAGCCUCAGAGCUAAAGCAGUUUUCUGUGGUGGAGGAGAGGGAGAGAGGUUCCUUUGUGGCCAAUGUGGCAAAGGCCCUGGGGCUGGAGGUAGGGAUGUUGUCAAAUCGCCGGGCUAGAGUCGUUUUCAAAGAGAACAAAGAGUAUUUGCAGCUGAACCGUAGAACUGGGGAUCUGCUCUUGAGAGAGAAACUGGAUCGGGAGGAGCUGUGCGGCCCCGCUGAUCCCUGUGUGCUCCCUUUUCAAAUCCUAUUGGAAAACCCCUUUCAGAUUGUUCCAGCUGAAUUAAUGGUAGAAGACAUUAAUGACCAUUCACCAGUGUUUCUAGACACUGAGACAGUAUUAAAAAUCCCAGAGAGCACUUCCCCUGGAACAGUAUUUGUACUAGAAAAUGCACAGGAUUUAGACAUAGGAAGCAACAGUCUAGAGAACUAUACCAUCAAUCCCAACUCGCUUUUCCAUAUUCAAAUUCGAGAUAGCAGUGAGGGCAAGCGAUACCCAGAGCUUGUACUCGAUAAAACACUGGAUCGGGAAGAGAAGUCUGAGGUCACUUUAACUCUCACUGCAGUGGAUGGGGGAGUCCCACCAAGGUCUGGAACUGCCCAAGUCCGAAUCCUUGUAGUUGAUAUCAAUGACAACGCCCCAGUGUUUGCUCAGCUGCGUUAUGAAGUUCAAAUCCCUGAGAACAGUUCCAUUGGAUCCAAGGUUGUCACAGUUUCUGCCACAGAUUUAGAUGCAGGAAAUUAUGGAGAAAUAUCUUACACAUUUUUGCAUGCCUCUGAAAACAUUCGAAAAACUUUCCACCUUAAAGAGGAAUUAGGAGAACUUUAUUUAAAGGGAAAAGUGGAUUUUGAGUCGACUCAAUCUUACACUAUAAAUAUCCAGGCCACAGAUGGUGGGGGCCUUUCAGCAGAAUGUACUGUUAUUGUUCAGGUGAUGGAUCUGAAUGACAAUCCUCCGGAGCUGACGAUAUCUUCACUGACCAGCCCCAUCCCAGAGAAUUCUCCUGAGACAGUGGUAGCUGUCUUCAGAGUUUCAGAUCUGGAUUCUGGGGAAAAUGGAAAGAUGGUUUGCUCCAUUCAAGAUGACCUUCCUUUUACCUUGAAACCUUCCAUUGAAAACUACUACACAUUGGUAACAGAAGGAGCACUAGACAGAGAGUACAAGGAUGAAUACAAUAUCACUAUUACAGUAAUUGACUUGGGCUCCCCAAGACUCAAAUCUGAGUAUAAUCUCACAGUGCUUAUCUCCGAUGUCAAUGAUAACUCUCCAGUUUUUACUCAGAGAACCUACAAAUUGUACCUUCAAGAGAACAAUGGUCCUGCCCUCCACAUUGGCAGUGUCAGUGCCAGUGACAGGGACUCAGGAAUCAAUGCCAAAGUCACCUAUUCUCUGCUGCCUCCAGAAUCUGGAGAACUGCCCCUCUUCUCCUACAUCUCCAUCAAUUCAGACAAUGGUCAUCUCUAUGCUCUGAGAUCUCUGGAUUACGAAGCCAUCCAAACUUUCCAGUUCACUGUGAGGGCAGCUGAUGGUGGUUCUCCAUCACUGAGUAGCCAAGUUCUGGUUCAGAUUGUGGUACAGGAUGAAAAUGAUAACUCUCCCUUUGUUCUGUACCCCUUGCAAAAUGGCACAGCUCCCUGCAAUGAUUUGGUGCCCAGAACUGCAGAGCCGGGUUACUUGGUGACCAAGGUGGUAGCUGUGGAUAGAGACUGGGGGCAGAAUUCCUGGCUUUCUUAUCAGCUGCUCAAGGCCACAGACCCAGGCCUAUUUACUUUGUGGGCCCACAAUGGGGAAGUUCACACAGCAAGACCCAUCAGUGACAAAGAUGCCAUCAAGCAGAGGCUCCUGGUGUUGGUAAAGGACAAUGGGCAACCACCUCUGUCCACAAUGGCCACAAUAAAUGUAUUCCUGGUAGAUGGUUUUUCAGAGCCCUACCUGCAGUUACCAGAUGGACCUAAGGAGCAGGUCCAAACUGAUUCUCUUACCACUUACCUAAUCAUUUCCCUGACCUCUGUCUCCUUUCUCUUCCUUGCUUCUAUUAUUACCUUCAUUACCAUUCAUCUGUGGAAGAGGAAGAGAGAUGCUGCUUAUGGUAGUCAUUUUAAUCCAAAUGGCCCCUUCCCAGAUCACUUGGUGAAUGUCAGUGGCACAGGGACUUUGUCUCAGAGAUACCAAUAUGAAGUUUGCCUGACCAGUGGCUCAGGGAUCAGUGAGUUUAAAUUUCUGAAGCCCAUUAUUCCCAGCCUUUCACCUGCUGAGGGAAGUGGGCAGAAUUCUAUUGAAAACCCACAUUUAAGAAAUAGCUUUUGUUUCACUUAAUGUUUUUCCCUUUGUUUCAGUGGAUCAUCCUCCCACCUCACAACGUUGCUUUUCUUUCUAUAGCAAAAAAUAUAUAUACUUCUAUGAUAUCCCAUUUUAUUAUAAUAUUCAUUCUCUUUUCCACUUCCACAAACAUUUUGCCUUUCUCCUUGCAUCCUUAAGUUGAAAAGCCUUCAUCUUUUUAUUCUUCUUUUGUAUUGGAUUUUUUUUCUAGUUUACUCAAAUUUCUCGGUUUUUAGCAGAGUGAACUUUAAUACAUUCUCUGUCACAUUUCAAACUUAGACUUUUAAUGCUUGUGAUCAAGGAAUUUAACAAAUGUGUUGAACAUCCUCAGAUUUGAUUUUUAUGGAAUUGUCUGUUUUGAAAAUCAUUUGCUGAAAAUGUUUUCCAAACCAGGACACUAAUACAUUGUUGGUGGAGUUGUGAAUUGAU